Messenger RNA from Limulus polyphemus (Atlantic horseshoe crab), 576 nucleotides. RefSeq lists its product as uncharacterized. The transcript has 2 exons. The record is from RefSeq and is a predicted model, not a curated record. Lineage: Eukaryota; Metazoa; Arthropoda; Merostomata; Xiphosura; Limulidae. The annotation marks the transcript as partial.
CACGGUCUGGCGGAUACAGAUAACAACAUCCACUUUUUGCGUGCGUGUUAAGUCUACUUUCUUAUUUCCAUAAUAUAUCUGUCAUUGUAUUGAAAUUUAAAAAUGAAAUAAAAUCAGAUUAUCGAAAACAAAACAGGAUAACUUCGAACCUAGGUGAGCAGUGUUCUACUAAACACGUUAGUUACGGAAACCAUGUGUUGGCGAAAAAAGUGUAAUGCCCAUCUGCUGAUGUUGGCAGUAUGGUUAAGCCUAGAUGUCAUUUCUCACGUGGUAGCCGUCGUAGAUGAUACAGAAAUUGCUUUUAUGCCUUGGGAUCAAGCUAACGAAGCUUUUUUAGACGACAAUACAUUUUUAUAUCAAACAUUUGGAGAUUCCGGCCGGUUUCAUACAGAACCUCGCUAUAUCGUGCUGGCUUCCAAAUACGUUCGUCCAGGACAGGUUUAUCGAGUAUCUGUUACGAUUUUGUCCUCUCCGCUCCCUCUGGUGGUAAGAGCGUCUUUACAAAGGGACACCGAGGAAAUAGCAGCCGACUCUACUAAAACCACGGCUGGAUACACGAACACGUUAUUAAUGGAG